AUGAGUCAUUUACUACAAAAACAAUUACUCCAUGCUGCCCAACACGGUUCGGUAGAAGAUUUAAAACUUUUACAUUUACAAAAUAAAGAUAUUUUACACUGGAGUCAAUGCCGUUGUAAAACAACAGGUGAUACACCUUUACAUUUAGCCAGUCAAGAAAAUAAUUUGCAAAUUGUUAAAUAUUUAUGUGAAAUUUGGCUUCCGAGUUGUCUUCAUAUUGUUAACAAAGAUGGAAAGACAGCUUUGCACGAUGCUGCACAGUUUCAUAAUUUGGAGGUGUUGGAGUAUUUAAUAAACAAAGGAGCUGAUGUCAACAAGCUAAAACGUCCAGACUGGACACCCUUAAUGUUAGCUUGUGCCAAAUUAUCAUCUAACCUCCAAAAAGCAUACAAGUGCAUACAAAUCCUAAUUGACAAAAAAGCAGAACGUCUGAUUUCAAACAAAGACGGUUGGACUUGUCUGCAUUUAGCAGCACGUCUUGGAGACGUAAAUAUUUUCAAAAUUAUUUGGCAAAAUAAUAUUGAAGACAUUAUGAUCAAAUCGAAAAAUGGUAGAACUGCACUUCACAUCACAGCCCUUCACGGACAUUUGGAUUUAUUGAAGUAUUUUUUAACAAACGGAAUUACCGAAAAAGAGUUAGAGGUUGCUGAUAAUUGUGGCAAUACCAUUUUUCAUGAUGCUGUCUUGAGUGGAAAUUUAGAUUUGGUCUUGUUGGUACAAAAACAUGGUGCAGAUAUACAAAAGAAAACAAAAUCAGGUCUCACUGCACUUCAUCUGGCAGCUCAAAGUGGAAUGGCACAAGUUUUAAUUUAUUUACUACAAAAUUGUAAUUUUGAUGUAAAUAUUCAAUCAAUUUAUGGAAAAUUUACACCGCUACAUUGUGCUUAUAGAGCCAAACAAUUAGAUAUUGUAGAUUUAUUGUUAAAAUUUAAAGCCGAUCAACAUAGGUUAGAUGAGUAUGGUAGAUUGCCUAAAUCGUACUUAACGUGA
This is a messenger RNA of Ctenocephalides felis (cat flea), 990 nucleotides long. Its product is annotated as ankyrin repeat domain-containing protein 16-like. Bases 1 to 990 code for a protein of 329 amino acids. The record is from RefSeq and is a predicted model, not a curated record. Gene Ontology annotation, molecular function: protein binding. NCBI's taxonomy places the organism in Eukaryota, Metazoa, Arthropoda, Insecta, Siphonaptera, Pulicidae. The transcript is spliced from 4 exons.